Messenger RNA from Scylla paramamosain (green mud crab), 3642 nucleotides. RefSeq lists its product as uncharacterized. The record is from RefSeq and is a predicted model, not a curated record. Lineage: Eukaryota; Metazoa; Arthropoda; Malacostraca; Decapoda; Portunidae. The coding region runs from base 1478 to 2482 and encodes 334 amino acids. The transcript is spliced from 6 exons.
AACAAUGCUUUUCCCGGAUACUGAUUGGUCGAAAGGGCGUGGCCUGGCUGCGGUGAUAUACUUUCCUGCGUUUUGAUUGGCCGAGGCGGGGAACGUUGGCCGGCCUUCCCUAGUGACGUGACUCGCUGCCGUAUUCUGUCUUCAGUGUGCACGUGACGGUGCUCGGAGGAGGAGGUGUAUAGCGCGCUGCUCCACUACAUGACUCGUAACUGGAAAACUGAAAUAUUAUAAACUCAGCACCGGCAGACACGUGUAAAGUGAUUCAGUGGUAUUAGUAACUUACAAACGCUGGGAUUUAACCUCGAAGUACUGAAGCGUCUAAGGAUUUAUUGAUAAUUGGGUAGUUAAUUAAAAGACAGGUAUCUGGUGUGAAGUGAGAAGGUUGUGUUGGGUGGUGUUGUGUGUGUGCUGCUUGUGAUGCCCCGCGUGAUGCUGUGACCGGUGCCGUGGAGUGCCUGGCCCCCCACGCCCCCCAGGAGGGCCUCAGGAUGCUCAAGUGGACCCUGCGGAACCCUCCAGACGCGCCCACACCCCCGCCCCCCGAGGUGACCUUCAGGGCGCACGAAGGCGAAGGACGUGUCAACCUAAAGGAACUCCAACACGUGCUGGCUUGAGACUCAGGUGAAAGUGGCGCAGGUACGCUCAACCUCCAAGGUGAUAGAAAACGGAGAGGGGGAGAACGGGAAAGAAAAUGAGGGGACUGUUACAAAAGUGGAGGUCCGCUCACCAACACCACCAUCACCACCACCACCACCAUGAGGAGAAGAAGAGGAGGAGGAAACAACACAAGCAUACCAGGUGUAACCCCCUGGAUCCCCUGCGGCUGUUCACGGGGGAGGUGACGGACAGUGACAGCGGCAGCGUGUAUAUGAGACUAGAACACACCCCUGCCGCCCUGCUCCCCCGCCCCCCCAUCACCCCCCACCACGGGGCCCCGCCGACCCCCGCAGGAAGCCACUUAUUGACCUCUCAAAUGGGGAUUACAGUGAUGUUAGGAAGUAUUUGCAGUCUCUCUCCACCUCCUCCCUCCACCCUCACUACCCCCACCACCACUACCACCAUCACUAUCACCCACAUCCACAUCCCCACCCACACCAGCACGCCCACCACCUGCCGCCUUACCUGCAGCCCUUCGCCCGCAGCACCAAAGGAAGUUUUCAGCGAGGUCCAGGGCCGGGUCCCCUAGUGCGACCUGACCCCCUCGGCGCCUCGGCCUCCAAGCUACAGGAAGAACAUCGCUCCCGCGCCCCCGCCACCUCCAGGACGCGGUCUCGCUCCUCGUCCGUGUCCCGUGCUCGUCCUCCUGGCCCCUCUAGUCACCCCGGGGUCGCGGCGGGAAGCGAGGGGCGCGGCGCGGGGGCGAGCGUGCCCUCGCCCCUCAAGCGACACUCUAUCGCGGACAUUCCGUCUGCGGCGUGCGGCGUGCUGCGCGGCGUGUGGGAGGCGCAGAAGGAGCGGCGGGGUCGGUCCGUGAGUCAUGAUAGACGCAGACGCAGCUAGGGACCUGAAGAAGGAAGGAGAAGAGGAGGAGAAGGACGGUCAGAGAAUGGAGGGAAGGAAGGCGAGGAGGGAGCGGAGGAAGGAGGAGCCGAUUUAUGAGAAGGUUGGGGGCGAGUCCAGCCCCUCCACCGCCGCCAACUCAGGCUCCAGCCUGGCCUCUAAAAACAGCAGGACCUCCUACGACAACGUGAUCUACAUGUCCAUGAAGGACCUGAGGGCGCAGUACACUCAGGAGGGGGAGGAGGGGGAGCGGUCUGGCGAAGCGGGGUUCUCUUCUCCGCCUCUGCCUGCCAUCUGCCAUGGGGUCUGCCUCACGCCCCCCAAGGACCCACUCUACGAAAACCUCCUGUACCUGCCCAUGACGGAGGUGCGCUCCAGCGGCAAGAAGGGUCUGGAUCGGCAGCGUCCCCUGCCGGUGCCACCACUCUGCGAGGAGCAGGAUGAUACCUGCUCCUUCACCGCCGAGCCUCAGCGGGAUCUGCACCGGCCAGUUGCCCUCAGGUUCCUGGGCAGCCCGCACUGCUCUGCGCUCCACCUGGCGGACCAGCCGUCCAAGAAGCCUUGCGUCACCGACUCUCAGGCCGGGCCGCCGCACAGGACAGCUCCCGAGGGCUCGGCCGCCCACCGCAGCACCGGCCAGCACGUGCACAUAGACUACUCUGAGGCGUCACGUGAGCCAGCCAUGCCCCUCCACCAACUGCGUCCACCGCCACCGCCGCCUCCCAGGGGCACGCGUGCCGGCCAGGGCACCAGGAAGAGUCGAACCAAGAUGCCGAGCUGGCAGCGGCCAGAGCCCCUCCUGCCGGUGAUCUACGAGAACACCCGCCGUGAGGAGACGCCUCGCGCCGCCAAGAAGCGAAAACUGCGCCACCUCAUGGAGAUUGAGUUCAGCAUCGACGAUGACGACGACGAGCGGCCAGGCGGCGGCACCUCUGAGGGUGAGUCCGCGUGGCGGCAGUCAGUCCAGCAGCGACAUUCCUGACAGCGGCGUGUCGGAGGGCCUCACCACGCCCCUCAUCAGUCCCCUCAGCGGCCCACGCAGUCCCCAGUCCCCUCGCAGCGACAGCCUCCUUGGGGAGCCCAGCACGCCCCUGAGUCUGGACCAGCUGGAGGGCAAGGCAGGGCCCACGGAGAACACCACGCCCGACGUGCCUCGGCCCCGCCUCCCGCAUGACGUCACUGAUCCGGGUUUCUUGGAGUGCGAGCGUCGCGGUUACCUGUCGGAGGAGCUGCAGGAGGAGGCGCCUUCGUCGUGGCGGUGUGGCGGCGGGCGGAGCUGGGUUGACGCCUCACCCAUCAGCCGCGGGGACGUGAGCAGGAUGCUGCUGAGUGCCGUCGGCCGCAAUCUGUUCUGCGAUUCUCCCGCCGAGGGCUCCCCGGCACGGGACAACUCACUGGGCCGCCGCCACUCCCUGGGCAGCCUGGCGGACCUCUCCCCGAAAGCUCUCUUUCCUCGGCCUCGGGGACAACUCUACCACACACGGCAAGGAAGCGUCCGUGUCCCGGGAAGCGCCCCUCAAGAAGGCCCACUCUGUGCUUUGCCUCAGCCCGACCUCCCCCGGUGAGAUGCACCGCGGCCAGCAUCAGCGCCAGCACCAGCAGCGUGCCCCUCAUGGCUGCCGUGGCGCAGAUCUUGAAGGAACCCGAAGCACGCGGGUCCCCGCCAUGCCGCCGCUGGCUCCCCGCGGAUGGACAAACGGCCCAGAACACAAGUGUACAAUCAGGACAAUGGUGGGCUGGGGGGGCGGGGGAGGCGGGCGAGGAGCGGUGCGCCACAAAAGGGUCAGGUAGUGCAGGUGGGCAGGCUGCUCGCCCCUCACUCAGCUGCCAGCCUUCGCCCCGCUAUCACCACCCGUCCUGCCCACUCAGCCCCUCCCAGUCCCACCCCGCCCUCCAGACCAUCUCUAGUAACCCGACACUGCCACUUCCGGUGGAGAUGAGGCGGCGGGGCAGCCUCUGGCCGCGGGGCACGCGGGUGCCGGGCUCUCAGUGCCUGUCGGGCCGCGCCCCGAGAAGGAAGCUGUGCUCGCGACUCAGGACGUGAGUGAGUGUGACAGUGGUUGUGGGGGCGACCUUACCCCUCGGUGGGAUCAGACCAGCGCGCGGCAGCGACGCCGGCGGGAGGAGAGUCACUACCGUCUU